This is a messenger RNA of Amborella trichopoda, 1656 nucleotides long. The record is from RefSeq and is a predicted model, not a curated record. NCBI's taxonomy places the organism in Eukaryota, Viridiplantae, Streptophyta, Magnoliopsida, Amborellales, Amborellaceae.
AUGUUUUCUCAUAGCAAUGGAACUGGAGAUGAUUGCAUCUCCUUUGGUCCUGGUAGCACACAAGUAACUGUGAAGAACGUGUUUUGUGGACCAGGACAUGGAAUUAGCUUGGGCAAAUUCCCUAAGGAGGAGGACGUGCAAGGGAUCCAUGUGGAGAAUUGCACCAUCUCAGACACUACCAAUGGCUUGAGGAUCAUGACUUGGGCAGUUUCAUCAGCCAGCUGUUCUGCCUCCAAUUUCACUUAUGAAGAUAUUGUGAUGAACAAUGUGGCCAACCCCAUCAUCAUAGAUCAACAAUAUUGUCCAUACUCUUCUUACCCACAGAAGGGUCCUUCUCGAGUCAAGAUCAGCGAUAUAAGUUUCAAGAACAUUAGAGGAACGACUGCUUCAGAAGUUGCAGUGAAUCUCUUGUGCCGUGAGGCUUUCCCAUGCGACAAUGUCAAGCUUGAUGGUAUUAAAUUGGAGUACAAGGGAAAGGGGGAAACUUCGAUUGCCUCAUGUACCAAUGUGAAGGGGAUCUCUGCUGGACUUGAUGGGUUCCCUUAUUUGGCCGAUGGCUUCCCUUGCUUGGGGCAUUGGCAUGCUUUCGGAGCAGCCUGGAAGGCUGCAUGCGAGUGGAAAGGGCCAUCACGCCUUUUGAUCCCUGAAGGAACGUUCCUCGUUGGUCCAGUCCUAUUCAAGGGUCCGUGCCCCAGUGCCUCACCCAUGGUUGUACAAGUGAAGGGCAAAGUGAAGGCUUUGACAGAUAUGAGCAAAUACCCUUCCGACGAAUGGAUCGUGUUCCAGUAUGUAGAUGGCCUCGUGGUAACUGGGGGCGGGACGUUUGAUGGCCAGGGAGCAUCUGCAUGGAGCCUCAACCAGUGUCCUAAGAAAGCCCACUGCAAACUUCUCCCUACGUCAUUGAAAUUCAAUUUCAUUACAAACGGGGAGAUAAGGGGCAUACAUUCAGUGGAUAGCAAGCUCUUUCAUAUGUUAUUAUUUCGCUGCAAGAACUUGAAUGUCCAAUCCAUCAAAAUCUCAGCUCCAGCUGACAGCCCCAACACUGAUGGCAUCCAUAUCGGAUCAUCUUCCAAUAUCACGAUCUCAAGAGCUCACAUUGGAACCGGUGAUGAUUGCAUUUCCCUUGGGCCUGGAAGCACCCAAGUAACCGUGAAGAACGUGUUUUGUGGACCAGGACAUGGCAUUAGUGUUGGAAGCUUGGCCAAGUUCCCCAAAGAGGAGGAUGUGCAAGGGCUUCAUGUGGAGAAUUGCACCAUCUCAGACACCACCAAUGGUCUGAGGAUCAAGACAUGGGCAGGCUCAGACAGCAGCUCGGCCUCCAAUUUCACAUAUGAAGACAUCGUGAUGAACAAUGUGGCCAACCCCAUCAUCGUAGAUCAGCAAUAUUGCCCUUACUCUUCUUGCCCACAAAUGGUAAAGCAUUUAAGAGGUCCCUCUCGAGUCAAGAUGAACGAUUUAAGUUUCAAGAAUAUAAGAGGAACCUCUGCUUCUAAAAUUGCAGUAAAUCUAUUGUGCAGUGAGGCUUUCCCGUGCCAAAAUGUUAAGCUUGAUGACAUCAAAUUGGAGUACAAUGGACAAGGGGAAGCUUCGUCGGCCUCAUGUACCAAUGUAAAAGGGGUCUCUACUGGGAUACAAAUUCCACCAACUUGCAUCUAG